AUGGCCGACAGCAUGUGUGGUCCGUCUAACGGCGCCAAGAACCUUUUGUCGCAUGUCGACCGCGAUCGCACCCAUCACCAGGAUCGCUUCGUCAACGCGCCGCAGGCCGGCCCGGGCAAUGCUUUCCGUUCGCAGGCUCCCUUUGCCAAUGGCGCCGAGACGGCCUUUGGAGGCUUUCAGCAGGGCGGCGCGCCCAUGGAUUCGGCUUUUGGUCCCGGUCUCGACAUGAACACUAUCGCUGGCGCUAGGGCCUACGGCCAUCCGGCUCCGGCUGCUCCGACCGCUAUGACCAACAUUGGGCCGGGCGUCCCGGCUGCCCGUCUUGCUUCUCCGGCCACUGGCGGUACUUCCCACCAGGAGUGGGUUAACCAGUUCUCGGGCAUGCAGAUUGGCGGCGCCAGGGCUGGACCCAGCACUGCGAUCGCUCCCCAAAUGCAGUCGACUCCCAUGGCUGCGAUGAAUCCGGCCAUGAAUAUGCAGCAGGCUGCUUUCGGCAUGCCCAUGUACAACGGACUGUCUGCCGGUGUCUAUGGCCUCCAAGGCAUGAACCCGAUCGCCCAGCAGCAGCCUCAAAUUGCUGUGGCCCAAGACUCCGACCUCGACGUCGAGGCUUUCAAUCGCGCGUUCGGAGAAUACGAUGACGUCAACUUCAAGACCGAGCUCGCCGACUGGACCGAGAAGCAACAGGUUGCCAACACCGAGUUCGCCGAGGCGCAGGACAAGUGGAUGGCCCAGCACGGCCCGCGAGUCGACCCCACCACCGGGGUCACGGUGCCGUCACCCGAUGAGAUGGAGGCCAUCGACGCCAACUUGGAGAAGCUCGCGCAGGAACAGGACAAGCGCCGGUCCGACGACGACCUGGUGCAUGCCGCCAUCGACAUUGUCAACUCGGUUUCCGACAACACCUCGGAGAAGUUCAAGAACUCGCGCUUCUUCGAGCUGAUGCGCCGCAUCGGCAACCGCGAGGUCGUCGUCGAGGGCGACGGCUUCGUCAACGCCGCCACCGGCGAGGCCGUCAACACCUCGCACGACGAUGAGCAGCACGACUCCGGUCUCGGCUCCGAUGCGGCCACCCCCCAGAAGGCCCCGGAGGUCCAGCCCGCCUAA
Molecule: messenger RNA, 1107 nt
Organism: Chaetomium globosum CBS 148.51
Lineage: Eukaryota; Fungi; Ascomycota; Sordariomycetes; Sordariales; Chaetomiaceae
Exons: 2
Coding region: 1-1107 (368 amino acids)
Source: RefSeq, a predicted model, not a curated record